UGCGGAAGUUUACACCCAGGACAGCUGCUGCCGCCGCAACCAAUAUGAGCGUUGGCGUGACAGUUGAAGAGUAGCUAGGUGAAGGAGCGGUGCUUCGGUGACAGCGAGGCCGCGAGACCGCAAGCAAAAACAAGCAAAGCCACAGCCGCUGGAUUGGACUUUAGACCUGCGCAUGGCUUCUAUGGGCAGCGCAGAGCGACGGGCUUUCGCUCUGAAGAUCAACAGGCACUCCUCUGCAGAGAUCAGACGACACUUCGGUGGGAACUAUGGCGUUUAUCACAGCCGAUCCAACUCCAAUGCUUCGGCUACAGCCUAUCUCAAUGUGCCUCAGUCAUAUGAGGCGGUGGACCCGUUGGACCUGGAGGAGUUUCUGAUGUCACAGUUAAGAAGUGGAGACUCUGCUCUGAUGCAAGAACUUGGAGACUUUCCUGAUGAUGACCUGAAAGUGGAGCAAGUGGAGAAGGAGUGUCGGACUAUUCGACACUCCGUCCCAGAGGAUGGAGGGGAUUUGGAUCCACAUGUAAAUGACUGCGUUAGAAGCUACACCCAGCCAUGGCUUGUAGUCUCUAGAAGGUGUCAGGGAGAUGGCUGGAGCACGUAUUCAGAGAGAGUUGGCUUGCUCAAACAUCUACAGAAACAGAUUUUUGAGUCUGAUGUUCAGCCAGAAGACAAAGACAAACCAGUCAAGUCUCCAACUUUAGCAGGAUUGAGUGAUGACUCUGGCCGCACACUGACGUCAUCUGACUUCAACUUGCGAUGUUUGGCCCCAGACCCGAGAUUAGAUGGUCUGGUGGCCUUCAGCAACCAUGAAGAACUGGACAGCCUCAACCAGGAGUCACGGCAUGGAAACAGACAAGCCGAGCUGUUUGCUCUUUACCCACCAGCAGAUGAGGAAGAUGCAGUGGAAAUCCGGCCCAUUCCCGACUGCCCCAAAGAACACACCGGAGAACGGAUCCUGGUCCGAUGCCAGGCCAUUAAGUUUGAAAUUGACAUUGAGCCCUUAUUUGCUACGUUGGCUUUAUAUGACCUGAAAGAGAAGAAAAAGAUAUCUGAGAACUUUUACUGUGAUCUCAACUCAGAGCAAUUUAAAAACUUCUUGAAACCUCACACUCCUCAUGUGGAUCACUCCACCCUGGCCAGAUCUGCCAUCUUCUCCAUCACCUAUCCUUCCCCAGAUAUAUUCCUGGUAAUCAAGAUUGAGAAGGUUCUCCAGCAAGGGGAGAUCAGUGAAUGUGCCGACCCGUACAUAAAUCUGAGGGAAUGUGACUCGAAGAACAGGGACAAACUUGAGAAGCUGCGAGGCCACGCGGAGGCUUUCUGCCAGAGACUGGGCCGCUAUCGCAUGCCUCUUGCCUGGGCAACUGUUAAUAUCAUGGAUGUUAUCUCUACUGCUGCUGUAGAGCGUGACGUCACCGACUCUGACAGCAUAAAAGGAGCCAAAUCCAGCAGCAUUGACCGUAGAGCGCAGCUUCCCAGGAGGAACUCGGAGCGUUACAGUACCAUUGAGGAACAGUUUUAUAAUGUUUCUGCCUUCAAACCUGCUGCCAUCACUAUAACCACCAUCUUCAAACAGGAGGGGGAUCGUCUAAGUGAUGAGGAUUUGUUGAAGUUCCUGGCUGAGAUUAAGAAAACUUCGAAUCCACAGAGGAGAAUCAAGACAAUACCAGGCUGCAUCAAGCUGGACAUGUCUCCAGUGCACGACAUGCCACAGGCCUGUCUAUCCCCAGAGCUUAUCCCACUCAUACCUGUUGCUGAGAAAAACAUUCGGCCAGUUAAAGAGGUGUUAGAGUUCCCUUCCAGUGAGGUUUAUGUCCCCCACAACAUUUACAGGAACUUGCUCUAUGUCUACCCCCAGAGGCUGAACUUUGUCAACAGACUUACAUCUGCGAGAAAUAUCACAAUCAAAAUGCAGUUUAUGAGUGGAGAGGAUCCCACCUGCUCUUUGCCUGUCAUUUUUGGAAAAUCAAGUGGCCCUGAGUUUUUACAUGAAGUUUACACCCCUGUUACCUACCACAACAAGUCUCCAGACUUCUAUGAGGAGGUGAAGUUUGCACUUCCAGCCCGUCUGACGGAGAGACAUCAUUUGCUCUUCACUUUCUACCACAUCAGCUGCCAGCAGAAGCAGAACCAGAGCGGCGGCUGUGAAACUCUCAUUGGAUAUUCUUGGCUGCCCAUAUUGCACAGUGACCGUCUUCAGACUGGUCAGUUCUGUUUGCCCAUCAUCUUGGAGCGACUUCCGGUCAACUACUCACUGCACACACCAGAGAAACUUCCUGCUCAGGUCCCUCCCGUCAAGUGGAUGGAGAGUCAUAAAGGACUUUUCAACCUUGAGCUCCAGGCUGUUUCAUCUGUACACACUCAGGACAACCACCUGGAGCGUUUCUUUACCCUCUGCCAUGCACUGGAGGGUGGAGCCACAUUCCCUUUGCGGGUCAGGGAGGAGAAGAUUCCAGAGAACAAGCUGGAGCAUGAGCUGAAGCUGAGCAUCAUUUCACUGUCUUCCUCCAGUUUAGAGCCUCUGGUCCUCUUUCUCCAUCGGGUUCUGGAUAAGCUCUUCACUCUCAUAAUGCAGCCUAUGGUCAUUGCUGGCCAGACCGCCAAUUUGGCCCAGAUAGCCUUCGAAUCAGUGGUGUCUAUUGUCAAUAGCCUUCACAACAGCCAGGAGCUGAUCAGGGACCAGCAGGGCAGGAACAGCCUGUUGGCGACCUACCUGUACUGGGUGUUUCGUCUGCCCGAUCCCCCUCGAGACGUGCAGAGUGCAGGUUCAGGGGGUUCGAUACCUUCAGCAGAGAGCCGUUACAGCACCAUGGGUCGGGCCACAGCUGCCACUGUUGGCAAUAUGCUUCUCCAGUCCAGAAUCCGCAGCAGCAGCAACCCUGAUAUUCCUGGUCCGCACACCUCUGCUGAAGAUGCUGAGGUCAAAAGUAUCCUCUCCGCCAAGGGCCACAACAAUCCAGGCAGUCGCAUGUCUACCUAUGUGGAUGUAAACAGCCAUCAGAACCCCACAGGAAGCACCAGACCUUCCAACAGAAAGCAGUUUCAUGAGGAGCUGGCUUUGCAGAUGGUCGUCAGCACUGGUGUUUGCAGAGAAAAUGCUUACAAAUAUGCCUGGUUCUUCUUUGAGCUGCUGGUGAAGAGCAUGGCUCAGCAUGUGUCUCAGCUGGACAAGCAGAGUGUUCCUCGAAGAAAUCGCUUCUCUGACAGAUUUAAAGAUGACAUCACCACCAUUGUAUCUGUGGUUACAGCUGAGAUUUGCACCAUCCUUGUCAAACAACAAAAGGAGGUAGAGCAAGCAGAGAAAGUCAACAUCAGCCUGGCCUUCUUCCUCUAUGACCUGCUGUCUCUCAUGGAUCGAGGAUUUGUUUUUCAGCUUGUGAAAAACUAUUGCAACCAGAUGUCAGCAAAAAACGUUUCAAUGCCAACGUUGAUCAGCAUGCGUCUGGAGUUCCUGCGAAUCCUUUGCAGUCAUGAGCACUACCUCAACCUGAGCCUCUUCUUCAGCAGCCCUGCUUCAGCACCUGCCUCACCGUGUCCAUCCAUCUCCUCACAGAGUUCUGGAUCUUGCAGUUUCCAGGAGCAGCAGAGGAUCCUGGCUCUGUUUGAUCUUUCUCAGGAAUUUAAGCAGCAGCAUUACCUCACCGGGCUGCUGCUAACAGAACUCAGUGCAGCACUGGACAUGGAGUCAGAGGGGGGGAAGGUCCAGAGGAAGGCUAUCAAUGCAAUUUGCAGCCUGCUGUGUGCCCAUGAUCUUGAUAACCGCUGUAUUAAACCUGAAGUCAGAGCCAAGGUGGCUACUCUCUACCUCCCCCUGGUGGGGAUCAUUAUAGAUUCCACCAAUUACCUGGAUUUCACAGUUUCUGACACACGCAGUGGAAAAAACAAGACUGGCGAACCUGAGGAUGACCUUGAAAAUGUCCCACCCAUCAAUCAGUCUGUUGCCAUGGCAAUUGCUGGGAACCCCUUCAACACAUUAGGAAGAAAUGUUCUCGUCUCUAUGGCAUCCCUGCAAGGUAAAUCCAUAGCCACCCUGGCAGCAGAUACCAGUCGCCACCUGUUGGUGUGUUUCCUGUGGGUGAUGAAGAAUGCUGACAGGAGCCUGAUUCAGCGUUGGACGGUGGAUAUGCCUCCCUCACAGCUCAACAAACUGCUGGAACUCCUCACUAUCUGUGUGUCUUGCUUUGAGUACAGGGGUAAGCAAAGCAGCGACAAAGUGAGCACCCAGGCCUUACAGAAAUCUCAGCAGGCUAAACUGCAGCUAGAAGAAGCCCUGCUGAGAGGAAUGGGAGCCCGUGGGGAAAUGAUGAAACGAGUUGGAGCAGGAAUGGACCGCACUUUGGGUCAGAGAGAAAACCUGCGCUGGAGGAAAGACCUCACUCAGUGGAGACAAACAAAUGACAAACAGGAUAAGACUAAGGCAGAGUUGGACCAGGAGGCUCUGAUCAGUGGGAACCUAGCCACAGAAACAAACCUCAUAGUGUUAGACCUUCUGGAGACUAUUAUACAGGCGGUUCCAUUGACUGAGUGUAAGGACAGCGUAGUUGGUGGAGUUUUGAAAGUGUUACUCCACUCUCUAACCUGCAACCAGAGCACCACUUUCCUGUCCCACACCUUCAGCACCCUCAGAGCGCUGGUCGUCAAGUUUGGAGACCUGUUGUUUGAGGAGGAGGCAGAACAGUGUGCAGACCUGUGCCAGAAGGUGCUUCAGUACUGCAGCAGCCCUGUUGAUGAGAACAGGAACCAAGCCUGUGCCACCCUCUAUCUCAUAAUGAGAUACAGCUACAGCAAUGCCAGUAACUUCUCAAGAGUAAAGAUGCAGGUCACCAUGUCUUUGGCCUCACUGGUGGGCAAGUCUUCAGACUUCCAGGAGGAAUACUUACGCCGCUCCCUCCGCACCAUCCUGGCCUACGCGGAGGAGGAUGCUGAAAUGCAGAACACUCAGCUGCCCUUGCAGGUGGAUGAGCUUCUGAGAAACCUCAACAGUAUUUUGUCUGACACAGUAAAGAUGAGGGAGUUUCAGGAAGAUCCCGAGAUGCUAAUGGACCUCAUGUACAGGAUAGCAAAGGGCUACCAGACGUCGCCUGACCUCCGUCUGACCUGGCUGCAGAAUAUGGCAGAAAAGCACAACAACAAGAAGUGCUACACUGAGUCGGCCAUGUGUCUGGUCCACGCUGCAGCUUUGGUGGCUGAGUACCUCAGUAUGCUCGAGGAUCACAAGUACCUCCCUGUUGGCAGUGUCACCUUCCAGAACAUUUCCCCCAAUGUGCUGGAGGAGUCGGCUGUGUCGGAUGACAUCCUGUCCCCAGACGAGGACGGGGUGUGCUCUGGACGCUACUUCACAGAGAGCGGCCUGGUGGGGCAGCUUGAGCAGGCUGCUGAGCUCUUCAGCAAUGGUGGUCUCUAUGAGGCAGUGAAUGAGGUCUACAAGAUCAUCAUACCAAUCCUAGAAGCACGCAGAGAUUUCAGAAAACUGGCGUCCACGCAUGAUAAGCUUCAUAGAGCCUUUGAUAACAUAAUUCAGAAGGGCCAUAAGAGAAUGUUUGGAACCUAUUUCCGUGUGGGUUUUUAUGGGGCCAAGUUCGGCGACCUGGAUGAACGGGAAUUUAUUUACAAGGAACCUGGGAUCACACAUCUGCCGGAGAUAUCACACAGGCUGGAGAACUUCUACAGCCAAUGUUUUGGAGAUGACACGUUGGUGAUGAUUAAAGACUCUACACCAGUGGACAGAAAACAGCUCAAUCCUAAUAAGGCCUAUAUCCAGAUUACUUAUGUGGAGCCCUACUUUGAUGACUAUGAGAUGAAAGACCGCAUAACAAACUUUGAGAAAAAUUUCAACUUACGCCGCUUCAUGUACACCACACCCUUCACCAAGAGUGGACGACCCCGGGGCGAACUAAAUGAGCAGUACAAGAGGAAGACCAUCCUCACCACAAUGCACGCCUUCCCCUACGUCAAGACUCGCAUCAAUGUCAUCCAAAAAGAGGAGUUUGAUCUCACUCCCAUUGAGGUGGCCAUAGAGGACAUGCAGAAGAAAACGAGGGAGUUAGCCGUUGCCACACACAGAGAACAACCAGAUGCUAAGAUGUUACAGAUGCUGCUACAAGGCUCUGUGGGAGCCACUGUUAACCAGGGCCCACUGGAGGUGGCCCAGGUCUUCCUGAAUGAGAUCCCAGCGGAUCCAAAGCUUUUCCGUCACCACAAUAAACUGCGCCUGUGUUUCAAGGAGUUUAUAAUGAGGUGUGGUGAGGCAGUUGAGAAGAAUAAGCACCUGAUCACGUCAGACCAGAAAGAGUACCAGCAGGAGUUAAAGAAGAAUUACAAUCGCCUGAGAGAGAGCCUGAGGCCUAUGCUGGAGAGAAAAAUUCCUGAGCUCUAUAAACCCAUUAUCAGGCCUCGGCUGGAGAACAGGGAUUCCUUCAAACGCCUAAGUUUCCGCAGAACACCAGAGGAAAACUCCUAAAAAAGACACAGCUUGUCUAUGAGAGAAUACUAUAGAGGGGAAAUGGAGAUUGUCAUACAAAUGAGAGGGUAAACAAGAGGAUAAGAUGAAAAGAACGGCUGGUGGUACCUCUGAAAUCCUCUGCACUGGAGCUGUGUCCACCAAGGAGUACUCACAGUUUUCUGGGAUCCAGCAAUGUGUAUUAAUAUCUGCAGCAUGUCCACUUUUAUGAUGUUAUGGUUUUUUGUAGCAGGAGGCAAAAGGAGAGUGAGCACAUAAAUAUAAGGGGAUUGGGAAUCACAAGUGAAGUGUAGCUUAUCGAGCAUUUCCACUGUAAAAUCUUCAAGUCCUAAUAAUGCUGCAAACAUUUCCUCUGGGCUGGUAAAACAGCUGUCUUAGGUUCUUACAGGCCCCAGGGCCCAUAUGUGGUAUGUGUGUAUAUAUAUCGAAGUUUUUGGUGCCAUACUGAAGACACUUUUUUUAACCAAGUGAUGAUCAAUAAUUCUGUUUUGUGCUGAAAGGCAUCUAAAUUCCACUGUGCAUUUAUGCCUAACGUGAUGGCAGGAGUAUAUAUGGAUUUGAGAACUUGAAAUGGGUAUAAUUCCCUGUAUUAACUUUAAAGGGCAUCCUUUAAAUGUCCUUUUACUGUUGGACAUACAGUAUGUGGCUUUGUAGUUAAUAGAAGAAUUGAACAAUUUCAUAGGAGCAGAUAGGCCAUUCUGAGGCUGAAAAUUACACAAUAAAAACACAUGAAAUCCACACUUUGUAUAGAGUAAUCACAGUGAAUAAUAAUCAAGAUGUUUACAAGUGAAUGACAAAAGUAUUUUGCAUUUUUAUUUAAUGUAAAGGUAUUUUUAGAUAAAUAGUAGCAAUAAUGAAAAUAUCAAGAAGGCUGGAUUCAGUGCACACUGUAAGUCUAUUCCAGUUCAGUAUCUGUUUGUAAAUAAACCACUUCAUAUGGGAUUCACUGUGCUAAAUUCAAUUCUUUCCUUAUUUACUUAAGAGCUGAGAUCCUUGGGUAGACUUGCAAAAGUUUAAGUCACUCCACACAGCUCUGCUUUGGAAAGCAUAUCAUGUUUAUCCCUUAAUUCAAAGUGUGUUCCAGAAGAGAUCAACACAGUUGCUAAUCUAAUUGGGGUUACGUAUGUCGUAGCCCAAUUCAUUAAUACAGAUGUACUUAGUGUUUCAAAAAUGGGAAUACAUUUCAUUUGUAUACAUCAACAAUAUUUCUUUAGAAUUUUUUAUGGUAUUUAUUACCUGCUACGUAUUUUUAAGAUGGUUUAGUGAAAUAAAAAAAGGUAAUGUAUCAAAUGUGAGUUUCGUUAAAAUGUCUGCCUAUUUUUGAAACAUUAAGAAACUUGGUAUUAUAAGAUAUUUUGAUGGCAUUCAACCUCUAGAGACUGCAUCUCUUAUUUUUAUUUUUCAUACCUUUGUGUUUUUGUAUAUUGGAGAAUUUUUUUUUUUUACUUGUUAUGCAUAAAAUGCUGUUGAAGAACUGGAAUGAAACUGAAUAUAUGCAUAUAGUCACCACUGCUUGUGAUUUUGAUGUUGACUAAAAAAUUAAACUGCAUUUUUUUUUUUUGUAGUUUGUAUAUUGCCAUAUCUGUACUUUAUUAAAGUGUUGUAGUGGA
This is a messenger RNA of Melanotaenia boesemani (Boeseman's rainbowfish), 8067 nucleotides long. It is a transcript of the gene dock8, whose product is annotated as dedicator of cytokinesis 8. Bases 173 to 6457 code for a protein of 2094 amino acids. The record is from RefSeq and is a predicted model, not a curated record. Gene Ontology annotation, biological process: positive regulation of GTPase activity; small GTPase-mediated signal transduction; positive regulation of T cell migration. Gene Ontology annotation, cellular component: cell leading edge. The transcript is spliced from 48 exons. NCBI's taxonomy places the organism in Eukaryota, Metazoa, Chordata, Actinopteri, Atheriniformes, Melanotaeniidae. Gene Ontology annotation, molecular function: guanyl-nucleotide exchange factor activity.